AUGUUGUGGGCAAAACUUAAAGCUGCGAAAUUCAAAAGAUCUGAUGUAGAUGAUGAAAAUGGAGUGAGAGAAGCACGUAAAAGCUUGAAUGUUAAUGAGGAAUAUCUCAGUGCAUUAAGAACAAAAUCGUAUGCAGAAUUCUUCUCAAAAGCUAAAUUACUUGUCAACAACGAACCCUCUUCUCCAUCUUAUUGCGAUCAAAAGUUUUCAGAAAUCCUCCUCGAACCCGACCAGGACACGAUCCCUAGCCUUCUUGAAUCGGCUGUUCUUUCAAAACUGCCGGAGCUCAAAGGCCUCAUGCUUAAUUACUUCGACAUAAGCGCCGAAGCUUCAACAAUUUGUACCCAUCUCCUCAAGAACAUCAGCCAUAUCCAAUGCGAAUAUCGGUUAAUUCAAGGGGCACUUGACGCCAUCGAAGAAUAUUGUUACUCUCCGGUGAAAGUCGAUUCGAUCGUCUCCAAGCUGAACUCGUUCAUAAUACUAAACAAUCCGUUUUCCAAUCCGGGUAAAAGCGAUUUCAAUCUUAUUCACGAGAAGUACUCCUCGGUGUUGCACCAUUUGAAGUCGAAAAGAAAGAAGAUUACUAGAAAAAUUAAGCUGAUCAAGUUCGCAAAUAAAGCCACCGGGAUUUGCAUAACUGCUGCUUGUAGCUUAAUCGCUGUCACUGCAGUUGUUCUCGCGGCGCAUACUCUUACUGCACUCCUCAUGGGGCCGGUGCUUUUCAGCUUCCCAGCAAAGUGCUUCCGGAAAAAGCUCUUCAGCUUCAGAUUCUUGAGGAGUGGAUUCCUGAAGAAAGUUCAAGAGCAACUCGAUGUGGCGGCCAAAGGGACUUAUAUUUUGAACAGGGAUUUCGACACGAUGGGGAGACUUGUUGCGAGGCUUCAGGAUGAAAUUGAACACAAUAAGGCGAUGGUUCAGUUCUGUUUGGAUAGAAAGGAAGAUAAAUUUUGUCCGCAUUUGGUGAAGGAAAUCAAGAAGAGCAAUGUUGGAUUUCAGAAACGAGUUGAAGAGCUUGAAGAACAUGUUUAUUUGUGCCUUGUUACAAUCAAUCGGGCGAGGGUUCUUGUCGUUAAGGAAAUGAUGAUAAGUAAUUCAUCCAUCUCUUGUGAGAAAAAUUGA
Pistacia vera is the source of this 1119-nucleotide messenger RNA. RefSeq names its product UPF0496 protein At1g20180-like. The coding region runs from base 1 to 1119 and encodes 372 amino acids. The record is from RefSeq and is a predicted model, not a curated record. Lineage: Eukaryota; Viridiplantae; Streptophyta; Magnoliopsida; Sapindales; Anacardiaceae. The transcript has 2 exons.